UGUUCAAAAUAUGUAACCAAUACCUGCUUGUUUGUCUAGUAUGCUUGCACAACUGUGGCUUAAAACUGCGCCUAUCUGUUUUACAUGUCGUGCAUAUCAGGUAUUUGAUAGCCUGGAAUCCAACUCAUAACAACAUAACGAAAUGUCUGUGGGGGAGGGAUUACCAUGGCUUUGACGAAACCACCUGUGUGAUGCCUAGGCUGAUGACGGGGUCAGGCUAUUUAGAGGCAACGAUCCGCACCAUAUCAUAUGACCUCACAACAAUAUGGAAAAUGCUACUGGGAAUACCAUCCGAUGGCUGUAAAAAGUCUGGGAAAUAAUAUUAUGCCAUGUAGACUAAAUGCGAACUGUGUACGUGCGGACCGUGAAACUGCUCUUCACAUGCAGUAAAACAUCUCAUCCACUCGCGGUGUUUUCAAUGGUUGCCCGCAUUGUUUUUGUUACGGGAUGAUGCACCGCACCAGCCAAUCAAUACGAUAAUCAGAUUUUAACCUUGCACGGCUGCAUGCGUGUGUGUAUAUUAUAUGCACAUCGAAGUAAAAAGAUGAGUUCUCUGAGACCCACGGUUCAAGAUGAAUCAUGUGCUAUGUGUGACUGAUGCAGGGAGGAGUGCAGGCCGAUGAUGCAUGUCGAUGGCAGUAUUCUAAAACGGAUCCGUCUAAAACAUAGUAAAGCACUCCCGCCACCGCACAAUGUCUUCCAGGACACGCUUUUCGCCUUAUGACGAAUACGUUUUUCUCUAUGGACUUCCACCAAUCCUAGAGGACGCGGGCGAGAAGGAGGACAGCGGAAGCGAUUCUGACGGGGGAACUUCAGCCGAUCCUCCCGGUCUGCAGGAUUUUCUCAAACACACACCCGCAGGAGAUGACACGGAGGUUCGGCUCCAGGAGUCCGAGAUAAUUGCAUCCGAUACAGCGGCCGAGGUGUACACUGUGAGAACGGAGGAAUUUUCUGCCAGGUUAUCUGCCCUGCCACUUGGAGAGAUUGUAGACGAUGAUGAUGAGGAGGUGACAACUGGAGAUAUUAUCCCGGGUGAUGGGAGCGGCGCUUCAAAAGACUCGGAUGGCAGAGUGAUUACUUUACCUGAGGAUAUACGCACUGUUAUUAACCCUGCCGUCAAAUCAGCACACGACACCGUGGAUGGAAAGGACAGGACUGCUGAUUAUGAAUUACCCGAGCUUGAUUCAGAACAGGAUAAAAAUGCUCAGUUGAACAAUGACUUCGGUGAUCGCAUGUUGCAACAAGACAACGACAGCGAUGGAGAUAUUGAACAAGAUCAGCGUAAGAGAAAUGAGCUAGAAUUGGACUCGGACUCCAAUUCAGACACUGAUUCAUCAUCCAAUACCAGUGAUGAAACAAUGUCAACUGUUCGAGAAAACACUGAAAGCUGCCAACUUGAGUCUGAAGACCGAAAUGAAUUUGGUGAGGGGGAUGACAGUUGCGAAGAAAACAGUGAAUCAUGGCCGAGCGAGGACGAAGAACAUAUUUAUAUCGCACCCGACCUGGAAUUUCCUUUUUAUCAAACAAAUGUAGAACUCGAACAAACUAUCAACGUUGAAGAACUUUUGGAAAAUUUGGACAAGAAAAUCGUUCUCGAGCCUCCAAAACCUGACAAGGAAAGAUACAGCCCCAGGCCCAUCUCUAACGAAGAACUUGACAACGCAUUGAAGAUUCUCCGGAGUGGAAAACCCCAACAGAAGAGGUCGUGGUUCAGUUUGGACAACGUCUCAAGUUCGAAACCGAAUCGAUCUUUUGCUCUUUGUUACGGAGAAAGGAGAAAUUCAGCCGGGGAUGAUAAUGAGCCUAGUAGCCCCGAAGGAAAUGGAAUCGUCUUCAGUUUGACUGGCAUAUCAAAGGACAAGCACCGUUCACAUUCUGCAGAUGAACAUCUCGGAGAAAUGGAGAAUUACAUUCCAAGUGAACUAUCUGUUGACGACCUUGUGUUUCCCCGCCCAGCAUCCGCUCCAAAGGAGUUCUCUUUAGAUCCUGAGGAGGUGACAUGGCGAGAUGACAACCCGUAUACACCUUCAGAUGAACAUUUCAUAAUGGCGACCCCGCAAUCACCCCCUGAGACUAUUGCUGACGAUGGUCCUACCAAACUAAGGCCAGUCUCGCCUUUGGACUCAAAUCAGUUCCCGACGACGAAUGAAGAUCCGGCAAUGCCAGUUGCAGAAAGCGCUCCAUAUGAUCAUUACAAUCCUUUUGAUAAGCAUCGUGAAGGUGAAAAAUCUUACAUACCAAACACACCGCCACAUGAAGAUGCUGCAUAUCCAGGCCAAGAAUCUAAUCCAGAGGAGACGCCAUAUCAACCUGAAGUUUCAAACCCGCCGUAUGACGGUACUUACUCUCCACGUGCACAAGCUGAUGCUAUUCCAGAGACAUUUGCAUCUGAUGACCCUCCACUUCCAAGUCCAAUUUCUCCCUCUAGUUUAAACGAUGACGCCGCCUUACCUGACCCACAGUUUGCACCAGAACCAAUUACAUUUGCUACCCCUUCGGAACCGAGAUCAGAACCACACCCAGAGCUGGUUUGCCAGCCUCCCACUGAGUUGCAUUCUAGUUCACCGUCACCGACAGAACUCCCUCAAGAGCCAACCUCUGAAUGGGCGCUGCCAUCGGCUCUCAAAACAACUCCAAAUUUGCAUUCAAACGUCCACGUUAAAUUUGCUUCUGAAUUUGAUGAAAAUCCUAAAGAAUCUAAUCCAGUGGAGACGCCAUAUCAAACUGACGUUAAAUACCCACCUCAUGACGGUACUUACUCUCCACGUGCACAAGCUGAUGCUAUUCCAGAAACGUUUGCAUCUGAUGACCCUCCACUUCCAAGUCCAAUUUCUCCCUCUAGUUUAAACAAUGAUGCCGCCUUACCUGACCCACAGUUUGCACCAGAACCAAUUACAUUUGCUACCCCUUCGGAGCCGAGAUCAGAACCACACCCAGAGCUGGUUCGCCAGCCUCCCACUGAGUUGCAUUCCAGUUCACCGUCACCGACAGAACUCCCUCAAGAGCCAACCUCUGAUUGGGCGCUGCCAUCGGCUCUCAAAACAACUCCAAAUUUGCGCUCAGAUGUCCACGUUAAAUUUGCUUCUGAAUUUGAUGAAAAUCCUAAAGAAUCUAAUCCAGUGGAGACGCCAUAUCAACCUGACGUUAAAUACCCACCUUAUGACGGUACUUACUCCCCACGUGCACAACCACCCAGAGCAGAUGCAUUUCCAGGCCCGGAAUCUAUUCCAGAAACAUUUGCAUCGGAUGACCCUCCACUUCCAAGUCCAAUUUCUCCCUCUAGUUUAAACAAUGAUGCCGCCUUACCUGACCCACAGUUUGCACCAGAACCAAUUACAUUUGCUACCCCUUCGGAACCGAGAUCAGAACCACACCCAGAGCUGGUUCCCCAGCCUCCCACUGAGUUGCAUUCCAGUUCACCGUCACCGACAGAACUCCCUCAAGAGCCAACCUCUGAUUGGGCGCUGCCAUCGGCUCUCAAAACAACUCCAAAUUUGCAUUCAGAUGUCCACGUUAAAUUUGCUUCUGAAAUCGAUGAAAAUCCUGAAGAAUCCAAUCCAGUGGAAACGCCAUAUCAACCUGACGUUAAAUACCCACCUUAUGACGGUACUUACUCCCCACGUGCACAACCUCCCAGAGCAGAUGCAUUUCCAGGCCCGGAAUCUAUUCCAGAAACAUUUGCAUCUGUUGACCCUCCACUUCCAAGUCAAAUUUCUCCCCCUGGUUUAACCAAUGAUGUCCCGUUACGUGACUCAGAGCUUGCACCAGAAUCCACAUUUGCUACCCCUUCGGAACCGAGAUCGAAACCACACUCUGAGCUGGUUGACCAGCCUCCCACUGAGUGGCAGUCUAGUUCUCCUCCACCAAGGACACCGUCUCCAGCGCCAACAUCUGAGUGGUCACAACCGUCUGCUGCCGAAGCAACACCACUUUUGGUACCAAAUGUGGAUGAUGGAUUUCCUUCUAAAGUUGAUGAAAAUCCUGACGAGUUUCCCCCACCACCUCCAGUUGAUAAUGACGCUUACAUCCCAAAUGACAAAUUUGAUGACCUCCCUCCACCCCCUGAUGACAUCAGUGUCCCAUAUGAUGAUGACGUGAAUGAUGAAAUCUUAGAGCCAGAGGAUUCACCGAUGUCUCCGGAGCCGUAUAUUUCUGCAUCAAUUAAACACCCCAAAGUGUUUUAUCCUCCAUCAUUGCAGACACAUCCACAAGACGUAGAACACGAACAGUUCCCAAGGCAAAUUAAACACGAGCAACGUCCAGUUUUCUCACUGAAGAAAAAAGAGUCAGCACAGAGUGAAAUUGAGAAUAUUUUACCUGUAAAGAAAACCUACCCGACACUGCCACCCAAACCCAAUCUCCAAAAGCAAAAGGCAGUUACGGAAACUCCUAUCAGAUCAUCAUCGGUAACUGAAGAGAAGACACCAGUUGACCUUUCAUCUCUAGACUCGAACCAACCCGAUGAGGUAGCCCCAGAUGAGUCUCCAAUGUCUCCCGAACCUUACAUUUCAGCAUCAGUCAAGCUUCCUACAGUCUUUUCAAUGCCACAGUUUGAAUCUCCAGUUUCAUCCAAAGCUGAGCCAUCAUACAGAGGAAAUAUAAUAGAACAUGAGCAGUUUCCUGUGUUUUCAAACGUCAAUAGAGAACUGGCCUUUGCUGAACUGGAAAACAUUGUACCAAAGCGCAAGGUGCCACCACAGGUGCCUCCAAAGCCAAGGUUUAGAAGACAAAAAAUUGUGGAACCAGACUUGGUUUCGACUGGAGUUGCUGAAGUUGAAUGCCCCAUUGAUUUCUCCAGACUGGACCAAAAAGAUCAAACCAAUGUUAUUACCCCAGAUCCAGAAUUUGUUUCAGAAAAGCCUCUUCCUGGAACAGUAGAGGAAAGUUAUGGGACAGGUGAAACAACCACCCAGGAUGAUGUAAUAAUAGAAGCUGGAAUUUCUGUGUAUCGAGAAGAAUCACAAGAAAUCUACCAUGUCCCUGGAAGACAACAACCGGUGACACGGGCCGAGUCUUUACAAAUGCCGGACGCUGGAGAUUUGUCAUAUAUCCCAAGAGAUGAAACAACACCUCCUGAAGACGAGUUACCAAUACAAUCUCAAGAUGGUGUAGAAAAUAGGUCACUUGAUGAGUCAACGAGAGAGACAGUGCGAAUAAAUGCGAGGCUUUCCUUGCACCGGAUGGAAUCAGGAGAACAGUUCACAGAAACUGUCAUCUCGAUCCAAGAACAAGAAAUCAAGGGCGAGGAUCAACAAAGCUCUUCAUCAGACAGUGAGGAAGAUGUUUCUGUCUUUGCAAGUACAACUGGAUGCAAUAAAGACGAGGAUGAGCUGUUUGGUAGUGAGAGAUACAAUGAUGAUGGCACAUUUAGCACAGAAGACAAUUACCAUCCGUCCGCUGCGCUCCCUGAAGCUUUCGAAUCCUUUCCUGGUGCGAGUGCUCCCGCUGUGGACUCUAACAGCGAUCAUUUCGAGUCUCCUGAAUUUUCAUCAGCGGAUGAGUUUGUAGCAGAAGCUGAUAUUGCCAUACGUAAGAUGUCGGCAGCAAUGAAUGCGCAUCAUCUUAAGGAGAUUACCUCAUCCUCGUCUUCGAGCUCGGAUGAUUCGUCUGCAUCAUCAGACUCGGAUGACAGUAGUUACGAGUCUGCUGAGGAGCACACAUACAUCGUGACAGAAUCAGGAGAGGGUUUUGAGGAGGAGGAUGACAAUCAGGGGUAUGGAGUAGUCUCGAGGCCGCUUCCACAGGUCAUUGAAGAGGGAGAAGAAGAAGAAGAAGAAGAAGAAGAAGAAGAAGAAGAAGAAGAAGAGGAAGAAGAGGAAGAGGAGGAAGAAGAGGAGAAAUAUAGCCAUGAUGCGUAUGUCGACGAUAACCAGAAGAAUGAAGAGGAAAUAAAAGAAGAUGAACCUAUUGAGGACCAGGAAGGAGAGGAACAAAUUGAACACGAAGAUGAAAGGGUUGAGCAUAUGAAUACCAAAAACAGCGAUGAUGAAGCCCCUCAUGAACAACAUGUCACCAUAUCUUUGGAAGCAACUCGUGACCAACCUGAGGAAUUGCCCGACUCUGAAAUACCGAAUGUUACACCAACUGAAAAACCUAGGUAUCCUAAAUAUAUCAACUACGACAGACCAAUGUACGAAAACAAGCCAGGUGUGGGAGCAGAAUAUGAUGGAUCUGUGGAACAAAUCUUUGAUCUGCCCCACAAAACCGCAGAAGAUUCACCACCGCUUCGUAAAUCACCUGAGAUGUUGGAGACGACAAUCCCCGGUGAUGAACAUGAAGGUUCUGAAUCAUCGAACGAAUCAGACACUACCGAGGAGUCAUCUGAUCAUUCUGAAGAUAAUGAGGAGGAGGAGCAGGAAGAGGAAGAUGAAGAAGGAAGUGAUGAGAGGGAAUAUCGUGAGCAGACAAUGGAUUUCUCAAGUGAAUAUUCCGACGAGCCUGAAUGGCUGCCUCCACCACCUUCUACUGGGGCACGGGUAUUUGUACUGACGUCAAACAUGCCAUAUCCAGUUAAGGUGGAGCCACGUCCUGCUCCAGUCGUCCUCCGUCAGCAUCAUCGUGAAGAUGAUCCACAAUUUUAUGAACCACGGUAUACAGAUACAUCUAGCAUUCAUUCUGAACAGAACGCAGAUGAAACAAAAGGAGGUACAGUCGGUGACGUUAUGAGGAAAGGAGACGACGAGGACUACAAUAAAUCUGAGGAAGUAUUUGAAUCAGACCAAUAUUUCAGGCCAAUCACUGAGGUUGCUCCCUCUGCGUCAAAAUCGAAUCUCGAAGAGACUGCAAGACCAAUUCCUCAAUACACAACUGAGGAAACUCACGACUCACCCCAGUCAGUGACUUCAGCACCCGAAAAUGCUCCAGAAGUUUCAAGAGAUUCCAUCGCACCAGGAGAACAGAAAAGCAAUGCUCAAGACGUGAAAUCUGUGACAAUUACUUACACCGUGAUUCAUACCAAACCUCUUCAGGAUGGAACUCGAGAUGUAGACGGUAACACCUCUUCCGAUUCCCUCCCACAAGAUGCACCAACAUCAGAUGAUCGGCAGCAUCCCAAAGACGAAGAAAUGGAAGACCGGGGGGUUACUGAUAAAUCAAUCCCUCAAUCCAACUCAUAUCAACGCGUUUUGAAAGAUGAAGACUUUCCCGAGUAUGCCUCCGACCCACCCUACCGAGGCGGUCCCCCUUCAAAUGGCUUCACAGAAUCUCCGACAGAAUACAGCGAAACAAUACAACCAGUAAAUGCCGCAGUUGUGGAAUCAAGUCCCCCGUCUGGACCAAGAGAGCCCUCUAUCAAACAACGGGUUGGUGACAGUCUUCCGCCAUAUGAGACUGAUCUAGACAAAUACGAGUUUGCAUAUAGAAGUUCUGCUGCGACUGAGCCAGAAGUUGAAAGAGAACCUGAAGCAUCCUCUGAAUACAGGCCAGACGUUGCCCCUGAUGAGUCUUGGAAACACUCGUCGAAAUCCAUUCCAGUUAAUGAAGUUGGACCUUACAAUUAUACUUCACAUCCAGACCAACCGAGAGAAAACCGACACGAUAGCCGAGAAACAACCGUCAAGAAAAUCGAGCUUAGACCCGAGGUGUCCUUGUUUACGAUCUCGCCAAGAGAGCAGAGCAUCCCACACAAGAAACCAACAAGUCCGGAUGCUGCAGCUUCCUCCCUUGCAGGUGACACCGGGGAUACUGGUCCUUAUAGAUACAGCUCUUGGUACGAGGAGCCAAAAGAUGACACCCCUGCGAUGGCAAUUGCUUUGGUGAAGAGUGACAUAAGACUUCCGCCUGAGUACAUUUCGGAAAGGAAAACUGCUGAGAAGCCUAAGCCUAAACCUAAGCCCGAAGGACGUCCCAGGGGUCCGGGAGAAAGGCUAGAGGACGGCGAGUAUAGUGGUAUCAGAGUCAUGUGGUAUGAUGAACCAAGUGAGGAGAAACCCAAUGAAUCAGAUGACGUCAUUAUCAUCUCUUCAGUCGAACCUCAAGAGGAAAGCCAACCUAAAGAAGAAACACCCCUUUCACCUGAGGUUGAGCCAGGAACCUACAAAUACAGUGCGUGGUAUGAGGAACCUUCUGAAGAACCAACAGGUGAUAAUUAUUUUGCUGUUUCACGUCCGGCUGCUGAAGAAGACAAAUCAAAAUCGGACUCUGCUAGAGCUCCCGUGUCGCCUGAAAAAGGGCCAGGGCGAUAUAAAUUUAGUGCAUGGUAUGAUGAACCACCCGAAGAGCCAUCAAAAGAGGAUUACUUUGUGCUCUCUUCUCCUAGCGCAAAUGAAGACACGUCAAAGCCUGCCUCAUCAAGCACAAGAAACAGGGAGGAAAUAUUUAAGGAAGGACUAUCACGCAGUGCUUUGUAUGAACACUACCAAUCUCAGAAGCCGGCCACUGAGGAUCCUUCAGCAACAUUUGUCAUCUCUCGCCCUUACGAGGAAGUGUUACGACCCCAAGAUGAAGGAAUUCGAUCAACGAAGUCUACUGCAGAUGAUUUGUAUUAUCCCCAAGAAGCAGGUAUAGAUAGGAAUGUGAAAGAGCCAAGUGGGAACAGUUUGUCUGUAGAGGGCAAUGUGUCCGGCACAUCAUCCCGUAACAAUAGCUACGGCAGUAGUAGAACCUCGGGUUCUCUUGCAGAUGUCAGUGCGACAUCGGGUGAAGCCAUGAGACGAACGUGGAGUGACGAUUCGGACGAGUUUCGUAACGGCAAGGACUCGACAGUAUUCGAGCCGCCUGCUGUUCAGCGAGUCACAAAACUUCCACCGCAGCCAAAGCCUCGUAAGGGGAAACCUAGUGCACCGUCAAGCAGCGAUGACGAACAACAAACUCAACAGCCGAGGAGGCCAGGAAGAAGUGAUAGACGAGUACCGGAGGCGAAACCAGAUUUAGGACAAAAUCUCAGUCCUAGAGAUGAGUACGCUCUUGCUUCAUCUUCGUGGAGGCAGAUCCCGGUAGAGGAGCCUCGUCCACCUCAGGAGAGUGCUAUUUGGGACUCUGGAGAUGACAGGCUUGGAAGAAUGAGACCUGGAAAUCGCGGUGUGCAUGACAACAGGUACUCAGUGCCGGAAAAACCUCGCAAGGAGAUUGAACAGAUGCUAGACUCACUCGUUGAUGACGAGGAUGCCUUUGAUAGGCCUCAAACUCACGGGAGAGUACCACAGCUACCCCCACAGCGUUUGGAUGAUGCACCGGCUAUGGGUAGAUGGAGAAAUGAUGGUACAAGAAGCAUGAACCUUUUGCCUCAGACUCAGAGUAAGAGCUAUGAGUUUGUUGAAACAUCUUUCCAGGAAAGUCGAUUUCAGUCCACUUCUGAAUCUCAUAUCCCUAGAGGGUUUGACGAGAAGGAAGCAAGGGGACGGCACCCAGAUUUUGCUCAGCCAAUUACGGUCUUGCGUCCGCGAGGCAAUGAGCCAUCAAGAAUGCCAGAAACCAGACCUGACAACAAGCGGCUACCAGAAGGCCGUGGGAGACAACCAGUUCCUCGAGAUGACGGAAAUGAUGGCCCACCAAGCUCCAGGGAUGAAUACAGACUUGCUGCUGCAUCGUGGGAAAAUAUGUCUUCAGCCAGUGAUGAAGGUCCCUUCAAACGAACCAAGAUGGAAACAUGGGACAAUGACCCUGACGCUGGUCCAACACAAACAGCGUAUCCGGCAGCUUUGAUUUCGAAGCAGAGUCAUCAACCAGAGCGGGCUCCAGGUUUUUCUGAAGAAGCAUACGCUCCUCCUCGUGGCCCAAGAGGAAAAGGUAAUGGAAUGGUAGUCACUGCAGACGUUCAUGUACCUUAUGUCCCACCACCUGUCCCUGGCGACCCUCAAUUGGCAGUGCAGAUGUUGAGUGUCAGUUCAUCCACAGCCGAGUUGGCACCACCACCUCCUACCGAUUGGGGUACACCACGCAAGGCUUACAGCACCCUUGCAAUCAGUCAGCUAGUACCCCGUCAACCCAACAUGGAGGUUAUCAUACCUGACGCAGAAGCUAGUGUGCCCAGACGUCAUCAUCGGUCCAAGGGUAGAGGUCUCCAUCCUCCCCCAUCAGGACCCAGAUCUGGUCGGCCUCACUCCCCGGUGUCCAUCGCAUCUUAUUCCAGCACCCAGUCGCUCCCAGCUCGGAUUCUUCCACGGCUACCCCGCGACAACGAGCUUGAGAAACUGAAACAGCACAUCGCUGAAAUCGGCAAACUGACUGAAAUAAAAAGUGCCGAGCUGAGGAAACUCUACAGGAGAAAUCCUUCCGUGAGGCAUCACAUUCCAAUGAGGGGACCGCGCGGGGAGCUCAUUAGUCCAGAUGGGCGGGUACUAUCAACGCCAGAAAAGCCAAACAGGGCCGAGCUGGAGAAGUACAAGCGGUUCUUUGACAAGCUCCCAGAGCCACACUUCCGGAGGUUGAUGCAUGAGAUGUUGGAGUACAAGCACAUGGUGAAACAGAAGGAGGAGGAGAUAAGAAGAUUAAAUACUCAGUGCGUUGGGUUGAGGAAGAGGCUCGCUCAGCUCGCUCAACAGGGCAAAUAAGACUUGGUUUAUAGACCCGUAAGCAACUUAAUAGAUAUUGACUUACAGGAGUGUUGCAGUCGAGUCCAACACAAGUCCUCAAAAGUCAUUCACAAGUGCUAAGCUUGAGACUCGGUCAAGUCUUAAGCUAUUCAAAUGAACUUUGACAUACGUAUUCAUUUGAUAUUGUCCAACCACUGUAUAGUGAAGCACCCAGGAUUUGGCUUCGGUGGGGGGCUCACAAAUUUGUUUUCCAAUUUUUUUUAGAAGUUUGAUUUUUUUCAAAAAAAUG
This is a messenger RNA of Patiria miniata (bat star), 10761 nucleotides long. Its product is annotated as protein clarinet-like. The record is from RefSeq and is a predicted model, not a curated record. NCBI's taxonomy places the organism in Eukaryota, Metazoa, Echinodermata, Asteroidea, Valvatida, Asterinidae. The transcript is spliced from 3 exons. Bases 693 to 10490 code for a protein of 3265 amino acids.